UUUCUGCAUCCCCAUGGAUCAGCCAGCCAGCAGCUGCAUGCGGAGCGCCCAUCCCAGCAGCCCCAUCUGGGGCUGCAUGAGGAACCCUCACUCUGGGGUCCCAGGAGCCAAUCUGCAGUACCAGCAGGCCCCGUUCUCCCUGCACCAGAAGCCAGAGUUCCUGGCCUACACGGAUUUCUCCGGGUCCUGCCUGGUGCCAAGUGCGCCGCAUGCCGCCUACCCUCGCGACGACAGACUGUACCAAGACAGCCAGGGGGGCUACCAGAGAGCCGAAUGGCAGUUCAACCCCUGCGAGACUCGGGUGAGAGCGCCCGAGGCCUGCCCGCCCAUUGCCCCUGCAGUAGUAGGUUCUGGAGGGAGCGGGGGUCCUGAGCUGGAGGGUGUAGGGGCUGACAGGGUGGCCGUCAGCGUCCCCGGAUGUCUGGAUGGAGAAUACUCCCCCCAGAGCGUGGCUUCAGCCGACUCCGACAAGAAGAGCUCCAACAAGAGGAAGAGAGAUGCCACAGAUAUCCAGGACUCCAAUUUUAAAGUGGAUUCCAGCUGCAAGGCCAGGAAGGAGCGUACAGCGUUCACCAAGGAGCAGCUGAGGGAGCUGGAGGCCGAGUUCACCCACCACAACUACCUGACCAGGCUCCGGCGCUACGAGAUCGCCGUGAACCUCGACCUCACCGAGAGACAGGUCAAAGUUUGGUUUCAGAACCGGCGGAUGAAGUGGAAGAGGGUGAAGGGAGGUCAGUCGGCCUCGCCCAACGACCUUGAAAAUGACGACGUGGACUCGGCCGCUUCAGCCAGCUCCGACUGAACGAGGCCCGCCCUGAGGGGGAACUAAAAGCUUCAUCCGGUCAGCUGGACACGAGGAGAGCUGGCUGAAGCCCAACACUUGAGACUUUUAAAUGACAUUUUGAAUAUUUUGUAUGUAAAUGGCUAUGAUUAAUGAACUGCAUUUUGCCGUAUUAUUGAUAA
Messenger RNA from Nematolebias whitei (Rio pearlfish), 963 nucleotides. RefSeq names its product mesenchyme homeobox 1 (gene meox1). Gene Ontology annotation, molecular function: RNA polymerase II cis-regulatory region sequence-specific DNA binding; DNA-binding transcription factor activity, RNA polymerase II-specific. Gene Ontology annotation, biological process: positive regulation of transcription by RNA polymerase II. The record is from RefSeq and is a predicted model, not a curated record. Gene Ontology annotation, cellular component: nucleus. Bases 14 to 802 code for a protein of 262 amino acids. The transcript has 3 exons. NCBI's taxonomy places the organism in Eukaryota, Metazoa, Chordata, Actinopteri, Cyprinodontiformes, Rivulidae.